CUCCAGCUUCUCAGGCACUUGGCCGCUGCCUGGCAGCCGCUGGGGCCAAACAAAAGAGCAGCCCCAGCUGGGCCAGCACCUCCAAGGAUGAGGGACCUGUUUACCACCAGGAACCAGGCCUGCUGGACGGAGCUCAUCGAGAAGGAGGCUGUCAGCCGGGCCACCUGGAGGAUCAAGUAUGCCCACAAGUACCCCCGCGUUCUGGGCUCCAGGAAGAAGUGCCAGCUCCCCUUCUUAUGCCCAGCUCCGAACCGUGCCUGCUACCCGCCAUUGGCCCCACCAAGACAGGGGGCCCAGAGGCAGGCACCUCCCCGGGAGAAGGAGCCGGCGUCCAGGCUGCCCAGAAAGGCGAAGAGAAGGGGGCCGAGGGAGGAAGUCAAGGCUGAGCCUGAGCCCUUCCUGCCCGACAUGAGACCUGCCACCCCCAAGACUGGGCAGCUGCUGUAUCAGGGCAUCUCCCACGAGGGAAAGGGGAGACUCCUCUACCUGCGGGAGAGGUGGCAGCAGAAGCCAGAGGACAAGUUCCGGUUUCCCGUCUUGUCGUCCUGGGACUACGGCUGGUGCAUAGGGGAUGCCAUGAAGGAAGCCAAGGGUUCCAGUUCAUGCCAGAUCUGGGCUCAUCAGGGAUACUUUUUAUUUCCGCAAUGGGAUCUUUCACCAGCCCUCCAGGUCUGACCAGAGGCUCUGAGCUUGGGCCGGAGAGAGCCCUACUGGAGCUUGUUCUUAAGAGCAGGAUCAGAGUCUGGCCAAGUUUUCCCGAGUUUCCUCCCCCCUCUCCUCCCAGCCCUGGCCCCAGUGAAAACCAAACCCACAAAACACCAGAAGAAUUGUG
Monodelphis domestica (gray short-tailed opossum) is the source of this 832-nucleotide messenger RNA. The record is from RefSeq and is a predicted model, not a curated record. Lineage: Eukaryota; Metazoa; Chordata; Mammalia; Didelphimorphia; Didelphidae.